AUGAGCAACGAGAAACAGAAACACAACGAGCGGGAGCUUUCGUCAGCUUUGCAAUCUGAGGAGCUCACUAUGAAUACCAGUGCUACAUGUACCGGUACUAGUGACAGUGCUACCACGAGUACCGCUACUACAGAUGUUUCUACUACUAGAAGUACUUCUAGCGGGCUACCAGUAGUAGGAGAAAAAAGCGUCUUGGCUGAACUUAAGCAAUUCGAUACACAAGUACAAGAUAAGUAUGAUCAGCAGCAUCAGUAUGAUCAGCAGUACGAGCAGCAGUACGAACAAGACAAGGAGAAAGAGCAACUUACAGAAGUCGAGGCUCUUAGCCGCGAUAUUCUCAGAGCGGAAAAACAAGAAGCCAAGACGCUAGUAGAAGACGGGGACAUGUGUGCGACCUAUAGGGACCCGGUCGCGGAGACAGCUCUUUGGCAAGGUGAGAUCCAACCACUCCCACGCCCAUCACCACGAGCUACUACUAGUAGUAGCAAUACAUGUACUGGUGGUGCACAAGCUGCAAGGGCUUCCGUUCCAGGUGCAUUUGCUGUCGUGUCCUUCAGACCUACUCCCACCAGCGCGACUUUCGACGACCUUGAUUACGAGAACGAAACGAGCCGAGAUGCCACGACCACUGACCCCGAUCAGGGCGCGACUGCACACAAUACCCCCACCAUUGCGGACCUCCCUUCUUCUUCUUCCGAACGUCAGCCGCAGAUCUGUCCCUUAGCAGCUACCUUAUCACCGGACGAAACCGCAACUGCCGCCGUCACUGUCGCAUGCACACGAUCCGUGGUCGGAACCAGCUAUACCGCGGGCAGUAGUCGGGAACUUUCCCUAGGAGACGACCCAAGCAGCUCCUACACCAACUAUGAUCCAGAAGACCCCUCACGUUCCUCCAUGGUCGCUGCCAAUACAAGUAUUACUCCUGCUCCACUCGUAGAGGCAAAAGUCAUGCACGGAGACCAAGACACAAACGCAAGGCCCAAAGACUGGUUCUUCAUUGCUCUCAUGAUGGCCAUCAUCUUGGUUCUACUCGUUGUUGCGGUUACCAUGGCGCUGGCUCUGGCAGGCUUGUUCCAACAGGGCUGUUCUCCUGAUUGCGACGACGAAGUCACGCCCUUUACUUCUUGGACGGAAGCUCCUCACAAUGAAUCCGUCGCGUCCGGCCAAGCCCAAGCAUACUCAGGUGCAGGCGACACCAGCGCCGUCUUAUCAUCAUCAUCAUCUACCGCAUCAACAACGUCGUUGCUCGAAAAGAUUCGUCAAGACGGAGUCCUAGAAUGCUUGUAUCUUACCAUGCCAGGACUCUAUCACCGAGAUGAGCAAACAGGAGAAGUAUCUGGCUUCAAUUCCGAGUGGUGCAAGGCAGUUGCUGCUGCCAUUAUGGGUCCAAAGGACUACAAAAUCGAGUACAUUGACUUCAACCCCUACUCGGGUAACUUUGGGCAACUCAAUCCUCUAGGGUCGACCUUCACCAUGACGAGACACGUCAGAGAGGCCCGCAGCAAAACCGCAUCGUACUUUUCGGCUCCCAUCUUUUAUGAUGGACUGCAAGUCGCCGGAGACCCAUUCUUUGUGGAGUGUGUUCAAGAGAAGAACUUUCAAUACGUCAACGAAUGCGCCGACCUGAGAGCCUGUACCAUGAGUAGCAGUGCUCAUGGUGUCUUUACCUUGAGCAGGUUACCCAAACGACGGACCGUGCAGUCCGACUCUGUGGAAUCUGUCAUCCAAGGAUUCGUCAAUGGUUCUUGCAAUGUCAUGUUUGGCGAGAGUGCCAGUGUGGCGGAAAGCACUGUUCGAGGGUACGGAUAUCAAGGCAACUAUACGAUUGGUGACGUAAUGUUCACCAAAGUGCCCAACUCGUUGCAGAGUCGAGGAACGGACCGUCGAUUUGGAGACUUUAUGAAUGCGGUGGUGCAAGCUUUGUUUGUGGCCGAACAGCACAAUAUUACCAAGUCUACGGCUCAUUUGUUUCCUCAAACGAGUGUGUUUGGCGACGAGUACAAGGACAUGUUCCGUAACGCCCUUGCGGCAGUGGGCAACUACGGAGAGAUUUACCACGAACACUUGGAUGGAUUCCUACCCCGCACGAAUAUCAACCAGAUCAACGACAACAAUAAGGAGGAGGGGAGGAGAGUCGUACCGAUACGGGUCUUUUGUACUCGUACCCCAUUGGACGAAGCCAGCCGACAACGGAAAAUCAUGAAUUGGGUCCCAACCUGCGUCGUGUCUUGGAGAGAGGCCAUUUGA
Seminavis robusta is the source of this 2247-nucleotide messenger RNA. Lineage: Eukaryota; Bacillariophyta; Bacillariophyceae; Naviculales; Naviculaceae. The record is from the annotation of a GenBank genome assembly.